AGUUUUUUAACAUGAAAUGACUACCUGACAGAAGAGCAUUACAAUAAUCAUUUACUGAGGAGAAAAUAUAACUGUUUGUAGGCUCCCAUCUUGUCCGGUCUUCAGUCAUGAGUGUUCUCAGCGCUAUAAAACUUUACAUCAACAAGAUGAUUGACAAUUGUGGCAAAGGGAUGAAAGUGUUUUUACUAGGGAAGGACACCCUACCCCUAGUCAGCAUAACGUACGCACAGUCAGACCUCCUCAAGAAGGAAGUGUACCUAUUUGAGCGGAUAGAUAACUCUGCACGGGAGAGCAUGAAGCACAUGCGCUGCAUCGUGUUCCUGCGGCCUACUCCAGAUAACAUUCAACAUUUGUGCAACGAAUUAAAGAGUCCGAGAUAUGGAAACUAUCACAUAUUUUUCUCCAACAUAAUCCCAAAGCCUGACAUAUUGAAAUUAGCUAACGCUGAUGAACACGAAUGCGUGAAGGAGAUACAGGAGUUUUAUGCGGAUUAUAUUCCACUGCUUGACCAUGUUUACAAUCUCAAUCUCAAGAAAGUAUCCGCAGCAGUUGGCACCUCCUGGGACAGGUCAUGUUUAAAGCGCUCUGCAGAUUCCCUGAUAAGUGUGCUGUUAGCGCUGCGCAAAUACCCCGUAAUGCGGUACAGCGCCAAGUCGGAGCUGGCAAAGGGGCUCGUUAACAGUACAUAUGACAUUAUGAAGGAGCACAGUCAUUUGUUUGAAUUCCGGAGGAGUGAGACUCCUUUAUUGUUGAUACUGGACAGGAGGGACGAUCCUAUUACUCCACUGCUCAACCAGUGGACCUAUCAAGCAAUGGUACACGAGCUGCUUGGAAUAGAAAACAACCGAGUCGAUCUAAGUGAAGUCCCAGGAAUAGCAAAAGAUAUGAGAGAAGUCAUAAUGUCCCCUGAACAGGAUUCAUUUUUCAAGGAUUCUCUCUACUCCGAUUUUGGAGAGAUUGGUAUAAAGAUUAAGGAGCUAGUAGACAAGUUUCAGAAACAGCAACAUAGCACCGCUGCCAUUGACUCGAUAACGGACAUGAAGAAGUUUGUUGAUAACUAUCCUCAGUUUAAGAAAUUUUCAGGAACGGUUUCAAAACAUGUAGCGAUAGUGGGGGAGCUCAGUAGAAUAGUUCAGGAUUACAACCUUCUGGAAGUUUCAGAAACUGAACAGCUUAUGACUACUCAGGCUUCUCAUUCUGAAGUGCAACAAAAGAUAUCCAGUUUGUUGAGAAACCCAAAAGUCAAAGAAACUGAGAUAAUACGACUUGUAUUACUGUACUGCAUUUGUUACGAAGGACAGAGUGGUCACAAUCCAAGACUAUUUAUUGAAGCAAUGCGGAACCGAGGAGUUUCGGAGGCUAAAACUAAGUUGGCUACAUCGAUUAUGAACUACGGCGGGAAAGCAGUGAGAGGAGGGCAAUUAUUUGGAGAGGAUACUAAGAUCGCCAUGACGAAAAAAUAUUUCAAAGGAUUGCAGGGGGUUGAGAACAUCUACACGCAACACAAACCAUACAUGAUCGAUUUAUUGCAGCAAUUACAGCUGGGGAAACUCAAGGAAUCAGAUUUUCCCUGGCACGGUGGCUCGCCUCAACGUGUCGGUGAGAUUAUAAUAUUCGUAGUCGGUGGAAUAACUUACGAAGAGAUAAAGUCUGUUCACGAGUGGAACAUGACCAACCCUGGAAAUAAAGUUGUUCUCGGAUCUACUUGUAUCCACAACUGCAGAUCCUUCUUGGAGGCGAUAUCAACUCACUAGAGACUGUAAAUCGAAGCAGUGUUUAAUGGUAUAAACUGACGAUGACUCUUACGUGUCUUCUUUGUAUAGAUAACGACAGUCAGGGUCGAGCUUGUCAAUAUCUUUAUUGUGGACAUCCUCGAAGUGAAUGAUUGGCUGGACCAAGUGAAUUGACUGUAGAUUCCCUGCAUGAACCAUUUAACAUAUAAUAUUGAAAUACUUUAUGUUAUAUCAAGGACUUUUCUAAAUGAUAUUGGGUGCUCCGUGUGCCUGGGUCACUACUGUAAUAUAUUGUUACUGUUAAUUGAUUGGUUAUUGAAAUUUAGUGUGUAAUAUGUGUUGAAAUGUGUUUUUUGAGUGCUGUUGUUUCAAUGGUUAGUAAUGAGUAAAACAUGACAGUUACUAUUCCACCAUUUACGUUUAUUGAAAGAAACAUUUAUGUUUUGUACAACCUUGUGAAUGAAUAUCAGUACUUAAUAUAUGUUUGAUUUUAA
Messenger RNA from Bolinopsis microptera, 2227 nucleotides. RefSeq names its product vacuolar protein sorting-associated protein 45-like. The record is from RefSeq and is a predicted model, not a curated record. Gene Ontology annotation, cellular component: Golgi membrane. Lineage: Eukaryota; Metazoa; Ctenophora; Tentaculata; Lobata; Bolinopsidae. The transcript is spliced from 8 exons. The coding region runs from base 108 to 1754 and encodes 548 amino acids. Gene Ontology annotation, biological process: vesicle-mediated transport; intracellular protein transport.